Numida meleagris (helmeted guineafowl) is the source of this 351-nucleotide messenger RNA. NCBI's taxonomy places the organism in Eukaryota, Metazoa, Chordata, Aves, Galliformes, Numididae. The record is from the annotation of a RefSeq genome assembly.
AUGAACACCCUCACAUUCACAAUAUCCCUCUCCCUUGUCUUAAGCACAGCACUAGCCACCCUAAACUUCUGACUGGCUCAAAUAACUCCAGACUCAGAAAAGCUAUCACCAUACGAAUGUGGUUUUGAUCCCCUAGGUUCAGCUCGACUUCCAUUCUCAAUCCGAUUCUUCCUAGUAGCCAUCCUAUUCCUCCUAUUCGACCUAGAAAUCGCCUUACUCCUCCCCCUCCCAUGAGCCAUUCAACUCCAGUCCCCCCUAACAACCCUCACCUGAACCACUACCAUCAUCUCCUUGCUAACACUUGGUCUCAUCUACGAAUGAACUCAGGGCGGCCUAGAAUGAGCAGAAUAA